Molecule: messenger RNA, 626 nt
Organism: Mangifera indica (mango)
Lineage: Eukaryota; Viridiplantae; Streptophyta; Magnoliopsida; Sapindales; Anacardiaceae
Exons: 3
Coding region: 117-413 (98 amino acids)
Source: RefSeq, a predicted model, not a curated record
GUUUUAAUUUGCAGCUUCGCUAUGGUCAUUAUAUUGCACCAUCCUCUCUUCAUUACAUAGAUAUUUCUUUCUUUCUUCAUCUAUCACCGCUUUGCUUUGUUCUCUAGAGGGUUAUCAUGGGAGACUCUUCUGCUUCUUAUAUACACUUGGUGCAAUACCUGAUAGAGAAGUGUUUGAUAUUCCGUAUGACAAAAGAAGAAUGCAUGGAAGCCCUUUCUAAAUAUGCAGACAUCAAACCAGUCAUCACCUCCACUGUGUGGAAUGAGCUAGAGAAGGAAAACAAGGAGUUCUUUGAAGCAUACACUCGAUCUCAAAGCAAAGAAAAUAGAAUGUCCGAGGAAGAAACAAAUCAAAUGAUACAGAAGAUGAUCAUGGAUCCCUCCAAACCAGCUGCUGAAGACCACCACGACUGACAAACAUAUGCCAACUUCGAAAAUUCUAUCUCCUCUCUCACUGUUGUGGUUGCUAUAACAUAUAAUAUGCUUCUCAUGCAAGUUCCAAUUUAGUUAGCGAGUGGUCCCUUUUUGCUGAUCUCUGUGAUCAAAGAAAUAAAAAAGGCGACGAGCACGGAGAAUUCCAUGUAAAUUCUCUAACCGAUCAAACAAAAGGGUAACCUAAUUUCGUCA